Molecule: messenger RNA, 1569 nt
Organism: Vanessa atalanta (red admiral)
Lineage: Eukaryota; Metazoa; Arthropoda; Insecta; Lepidoptera; Nymphalidae
Product: ELAV-like protein 2
Exons: 2
Coding region: 78-1184 (368 amino acids)
Cellular component (GO): ribonucleoprotein complex
Molecular function (GO): RNA binding
Source: RefSeq, a predicted model, not a curated record
CGUUACGGACGUGCCGUGUUUUAUUUUUACCGCGUUUUGUUUCCCUUUCGUUCUUUCCUUUUAUGAUUUAAGCCACCAUGUCGAAGGGCGACGGUGAACAACAAAACGGCUCCGGCGAGGAGUCCAAGACCAACCUCAUCAUAAACUACCUGCCGCAGAGUAUGACCCAGGAAGAGAUUCGGAGCCUCUUCUCGAGCAUCGGCGAGGUGGAGUCCUGCAAGUUAAUACGCAAUAAGGGGGCGGCCUUCCCUGAUGCACUGAAUCAUGCGCUGCACGGCGGAGGACAGAGCCUAGGCUACGCCUUCGUCAACUACCACCGCCCCGAGGACGCGGAGAAGGCUAUCGCGACUCUCAAUGGACUGCGCCUUCAGAACAAAACCAUCAAGGUAUCGUACGCCAGACCCAGUAGCGAGGCCAUCAAAGGAGCGAACCUAUACGUCUCCGGCCUACCGAAAACGAUGACACAGACCGAGCUGGAGAGAUUGUUCAGUCCGUACGGCCGCAUCAUCACAUCGCGCAUCCUUUGUGAAAAUUCCGGAGGAAGACCGUUCACUGGAGGAGAGCAGGGCCUGUCAAAGGGAGUAGGAUUCAUCCGCUUCGAUCAGAGAGUGGAAGCUGAGAGAGCUAUUCAAGAAUUGAACGGAACAGUACCUAAGGGAGCGACGGAGCCGAUCACAGUGAAGUUCGCAAACAACCCAAGCAACAACGGCAAGGCGCUGGCGCCUCUCGCCGCCUACUUACCGGCAGCGCUGCGCUUCCCAGCACCCCUCGGGAGAUUCAGCUCAGGCAAGUCCCUACUCGCUAUCAAUAAAGGUCUACAGCGCUACAGCCCGCUGGCGGGCGAGCUACUCGGCGGCGUAUUGCCGGGCGCCGUCGGCUCCGAGUGGUGCAUCUUUGUUUACAACCUAGCCCCCGAGACUGAGGAGAACGUCCUAUGGCAGCUGUUCGGACCGUUCGGCGCCGUCCAGAGCGUUAAAGUGAUCCGCGACCUGCAGACUAACAAAUGCAAAGGGUACGGAUUUAUAACGAUGACUAACUACGACGAGGCCGUCGUCGCUAUUCAGUCCCUCAACGGCUACACGCUCGGGAACAGAGUGCUGCAGGUAACUGGGUCAUGCAACCGUUAUUUCCCGUUAAAAAAAACUGAAAAGUUCCGAGUGAAGUCAGUUUUAGUGUCAUCUUAGGGGCUUCGUACAUGACCUUACUCAGUAGUCGCGUUAAGAGAGCGCGCGAGAGGGAUGGAGCUAUACGGGCGUACAUAAGGACCUCUCCGUCGCUCUCGUAGCUCCGUCCUUGUCUGUCACGACCGAUUAAGGUCCUGUGCGGAGCCUAGUAGAAUAAAUGUUGUUCGCUAUAUUUUGUAAGUCUGUGGUUUUCCAAACUCGUAGUGGAGCCCUACCGGGUCGAUAUUAGAUAAUGAUAUUGCGUUUUGGAAAAUCGCAUCGAACCGUACUUUAUUUAAAGUUCGGUCUAGAUAUUUUUUAAAGUACUCAUUCCUAAAAUAAGACAUUAUUAACCAAAUAUUUACAUCUGUAGUGGUGACUUGGCUGUUUUAAGUAAUUUAUUCAU